AUGGGUUUUAUUCAUGGUUGUAUGUUGGAUGCAAAGAAAGAUAUCUCCGUGAGGUUUGACAAUGACAAGUCUCGCUUUCUGGAAGUGUGGGACAUCAUUGACAAGAGAUGGGACAACAAGUUGAAGACUGCAUUACAUAUGGCUGGAUACUACUUGAACCCAUACUAUUAUUAUCCAAACAAGCUUGAUAUUGAGAUCGAUGGUAGUUUCAAAGAAGGGCUGAUAACUUGUAUUUCAAAGAUGGUUGAAGAUCCUAUCAUGCAAGAAGAAAUACUCGAUGAGAUUGACCACUAUCAAGAGGGGAUAUGGUCUUUUGGAAGGGACAUUGCUGUACGGCAAAGGAAAAACAAGAAGUUUGAUCCAGCUAAAUGGUGGAUGAACCAUGGGACAAGUGCUCCAAAACUAAGGAACUUGGCUGCAAGGAUUCUUGGUUUGACAUGUAGUUCCUCUGCUUGUGAGAGGAACUGGAGUGUAUUUGAUCAAGUUCACACAAAGAGACGCAGCAGGAUACUGCAUGACAAGAUGAGUGACCUUGUUUUCAUCAAGUUCAACUCCAAACUAAAGGACAAGAAACUAAACAAACGCAAGGACCCCAUUGAGAAGCAGGUGGUAGAUGUUUUAGAAGAUGAUGAGAAUGAAUGGAUCACUAGUGUAGUGCCAAAUGGUGAUGAAGAACAAGGAACUUCUACUAUUAAUCCACUUAAAAGGAAGAGGGGUGUCUAUGGUAAGAAGAAGAAGAUGAUCCCUGUUACUCCUCAAGAAGAUCUGCUCUCUGCUUCAGAAAGUGACGACGACGAGGACACCGACAUGAGUUCUGGUUCUGACAUGUGA
Messenger RNA from Aegilops tauschii subsp. strangulata, 831 nucleotides. RefSeq lists its product as uncharacterized. NCBI's taxonomy places the organism in Eukaryota, Viridiplantae, Streptophyta, Magnoliopsida, Poales, Poaceae. The record is from RefSeq and is a predicted model, not a curated record. Gene Ontology annotation, molecular function: protein dimerization activity.